This is a messenger RNA of Thamnophis sirtalis, 456 nucleotides long. The record is from RefSeq and is a predicted model, not a curated record. NCBI's taxonomy places the organism in Eukaryota, Metazoa, Chordata, Lepidosauria, Squamata, Natricidae.
AUUACUUCUGGAGAAGCUGCUUGCCUGAGCCCUAACUGAAGAUCAUUGCUAUAACUGAAAAAUAAAAUCGCCAUCAUGAAGCACUUCCUCAGAAUGCUUGUCCAGGUAUACCUGUACUUCUAUUGCAAAUGCUUAUGGCGCUGCCUGAAAUUUGUGGCGCGGAAACUGACCGGACGCUGUGAACUGCAAAGGAUCUGCUAUAAUAUCAAGCCUGGAGCCGAAAGAACCUUGAAAAUUGAGACAUCAUUGAGGAAUUCAAAAAACAAGUUGCUCCAAAAUUCCAUUAGUGUUCAUCCAGAUGCAAUUGAAAAAACGGUAGAUGCCAUCAUAGACUUGAAAAAGAUUAACCCAGAUGUAAAUCCACAGUAAGUUUUAAAUAAGGGGCAUUGAGGGAGAGAAUGUUUCAGCUCUUUGAUUUCUUUUAAAGUUGAUUUUCCCACACAUUUCCCAAUACAG